Molecule: messenger RNA, 1648 nt
Organism: Gavialis gangeticus (Gharial)
Lineage: Eukaryota; Metazoa; Chordata; Crocodylia; Gavialidae
Gene: STYXL1
Product: serine/threonine/tyrosine interacting like 1
Exons: 10
Coding region: 121-1083 (320 amino acids)
Biological process (GO): negative regulation of cytoplasmic stress granule assembly; positive regulation of intrinsic apoptotic signaling pathway; protein dephosphorylation
Cellular component (GO): mitochondrion
Molecular function (GO): protein phosphatase inhibitor activity; protein phosphatase binding; protein tyrosine/serine/threonine phosphatase activity
Source: RefSeq, a predicted model, not a curated record
UCUUCCCCGCUGACGUUAGCCUAGGUUACCGCGGAGCGCGUGUUGUAGGAACCGGGCGAUUCUCAAGGACUCGCCUUCUUGGAGUAUUUUGAUUGUUCAUUAUUAUAUCCACCCAGCAACAUGGCAGGAUUGGUUCUUUGUGAACCCACUGAACUUUACAAUAUCUUGAACCUCACCAGGUUAACUGAGCCAAACUAUCUCUGCCUAUUGGAUGCCCGUAGAAAGCAUGAGUACAAUGAAAGCCAUGUGAUUACAGCGAGAAGAGUUAAACAAAGUCCCAAAGGAGAAUACCUGGUACCUGAAUCAGCUGAGCUGGAGUGCGUUAAGUAUUGUGUUGUGUACGAUGGCAAAACCAGCUCCUUGGAAGAUUAUCAUUAUGAGGAGGAUGAAGAAGGGACUGAAUCUGCUGAUGACAGCUCUACAGAUGAAUCUAGUUCUUCAUGCUCCAAAAAUGCUGAAGUAGGCACUGCCGUCCAAUGUGCCAGAGUCUUAGAGCAGUUUACUCAUCACCCAGUUCGCAUCCUGAAAGGUGGAUAUGAACGUUUCUCUGCCUGCUAUCAUUUUUUGAGAACUCAGAAAAUAUUCUGGAUGCCUCAGGAACUAGAAGACUUUCAGCCAUAUCCAGUAGAGAUACUGCCUGCUAAGCUAUAUAUGGGCAAUUUGAGGCAAGCCUGUGACCGUCAGAUUCAGAAAGAUCUGAAGAUCAAAGCACAAAUCAACAUCUCAGAGGACACAGCAACACUUUUCACAGAAGAAAAUGAAAAAUCCCUUCAUAUUUCUGUCCCGGAUUCUCCUGAUGCAGAUUUGUUUUCCUUUUUUCCCAAUAUUUGUCACUUCAUAGAUACUCAGAUUACUCAUGGAGCAGUACUGGUUUUCUCUGGCCUGGGUAUAAGUCGAAGCAGCACAGCAGUAAUAGCCUUCCUCAUGCAUUCAUCCUUUUUCCCCUUAAAGAGGGCUUGGAAUCAUGUCCUGCAAUGCAAAACAAACAUGAGGCCAAAUCGGGGUUUUGUGCAGCAACUGUCAGACUGGGAAAGCAAGCUCUUCAGGACUGUGAUCACGGAUAUCUCGGAACCAAAUUAUUAAGUGAGAACAAUCAAUGGGCAAAGGGGCCUUUCUGUCUGAGUCACAGCAGAACUUAGGCCAUGUGUCACCAGAUGUUGUUUACAUCAUUUUGAGUCAAAGUUUGAAGACCAUAUUCAAGCUUGUUCAUGUUGAAAGUCAGUGGAAAUUGUAUAUAAGCAAAGACUUUUGGUUUGGACCCAUUUUGUUGCAACUUUUACUUCCAUCAGAUGAAGCCAUUGAAAAGCUGUCCAUUGAUCUCCAACCUGGGAAAGACAAUGGGUACUUUAGCAAGCACAACUGUUUCAAAAACAUGCAAACAUGGAUUGUUAACGUCCCAGAUAAUCACUUCUACAUCCUCUCAAACACCCAGGAAGUAACAGGGUCCAUGCCUUCAUGUGCAUUUCUGUCUCCCAUUGACUUCAGUGCUUGGCCUCAGUCUCUUCAGUCACAACUUGUACAUCUCCCAGCCUUCUGUUUGGAUCCUCACACUGCAGUAGUAGUCAGACUUUUUUGCACAGAAGUUGUAUUUGAAGAUCCUUUCCUAAUAUAUGAGAUACAAAUUAAAGCCUGCCCUGCCCAAAGUCAA